AUGAUACUGUUUGCAACGGGGCAGACGCGGAAGACACCACAGGAUAUGAAGAGCAACAGAGGUAGCAAAGGGUCAAGGAGGAGAAGGAUGGAGGAGGAGGAAGAAGACAAGCGGAGGCGGUUCAACGCCAGCAGUAAUAGGAGCGGUUGGUGGUUGGUUGGUGGUGGUGAUGGUUGGAGGGAUUAUUGGGAAGGGAGUCUGGACAGUCUGGAAAGGGGGCUACUUGGUAUGGUCAUGUACUGUAACCCGGCAUACGGUAACUUGUGGCUUGCCUAG
Messenger RNA from Blastomyces dermatitidis ER-3, 276 nucleotides. RefSeq lists its product as uncharacterized. The transcript has a single exon. The record is from RefSeq and is a predicted model, not a curated record. The coding region runs from base 1 to 276 and encodes 91 amino acids. NCBI's taxonomy places the organism in Eukaryota, Fungi, Ascomycota, Eurotiomycetes, Onygenales, Ajellomycetaceae.